GACGCCAUCUCGGGACACCUGUUCUGGAUGGUGAAGGACUACCGGGCCUGAAGAAGGGAACGGAGGAUCGGGUCUAGGAAACUCAACACCUGCACGAGAAAUCGCCACAUGGACCGCUAAUCCGGCCGUAUUGAAACUCGGACGGAUCAUCAUGGAAACCUACUACGGCGUGGUGCGGUCCCCCGCUGACGCCAUCAAGCUAUUCGAAGCAUGCAGGCUCGGCCUCCUUCCGCGGGUCCAGAGGAGGUUAUCGGAAAAAGAGCGGCAAGCCAUCCGGUCCGGCUCCGUGUUCGUUUGGGAUGAACGGGAAGCUGGCAUGCGGCGGUGGACAGACGGCAAGUCAUGGAGCGCUAGCCGUGUCGCUGGGAGCUUCCUGACGUACAGGGAAAUGGAAGGCAAGAGGGGGAACGCUUUUGGCGGUGGGAGGAGAGCCGCUGGAAAGACGCCUGACUCUGGGCGGGGAAGCGACGAGGAUCACGACGAUGGGGAACCGGACGGCUACCGGUACAAGCCCGACGGGCUAACGAAGCAAUCCUUCAGCAUCACGAACGCGGCGGGUCAGCACCUCCACCUGAUUGCUUACUAUUCCCGAGGGCCACUGGACUUGCCCCUGCCUAGCAGCGAUCCGUCGCUCAGGCAUAUCGUUCCGGCAAAAGGCAUGUACCCGGAAUCGAGCCUCGCCGAGACCACACCUCCAGCACCGGCGAGGGCGCCUCUACCCCAACCAUCCUACAUGCCACACCACCACCAGCCACCGCCUCCUCCUCACGGCUACCCCCCGCAGUACCCGCAUCCGGGCUAUGCAUGGCCGCCCUCGCCCGUCGGGACACCGCCUUACGGCCACGGCCACUACCCAUAUUCACAAGGCCCUCCGCCUGCAGGGUCACACGCGUAUCCCCCGCACCCGCAGGCGCACCCCUCUUAUGCGCCCCCGGAGCCAAACUCGGCCCACGAACGGACACCGCUGCCCCCGCCGCAUCCGCACUCGUACGCUCACCAACACCCACACGCGCAACAUCACCCAGAACCACAACACCAACAACACCAACAACACCCACAACAUCCACAACAUCCGCAGCACCCACAGCAAAGUCAACACCAACAACACCAGCACCCGCAUCCACAUCCACAACUACCCGCCUUGGUUCCCCCCAGGAUAGGGAUGCCACCCGCACAGCCUUACCCACAAAACCAAAACCACUCACCCCAAGCCGCCCCGCCUCGCCUCUCCCUACUCGAAUCACCCCGAUCACAACAUCUCCAAGCCAAGGCCAGAGAAGCCGUGCAAAUCGAGCCGCGCCUCGCCCCCAUCGACGCAGCGCGCAACCAACACAGCCCGCUCCCAGCACCCGGCCAACUCGCCCACCACCAACAACAACACCAACAACACCACCAACAACAACCACAACCACAACCAAACGGCACCACCACCGCCAUCACCACCCCGCCCUCGUCAUCAACCCUCCCCCACCCCCCGAGCAUCGCCGCGAGCCCCACCGUCCGCGCCCCCUCGGACUCGCCCCCGCGCAGCGCCAUCUCGGACGGCACGGCCGCCGCCAUCGCCACCCCGACCGCCGCCAGCACCCGCCCGACACUCUCUGCUCUCUUGCACCCGUCCUCUGUGCCUGCGCCGCCGGCGGGGGGGUCGGAGCCGAAUAGUGCGCAUCCGGGGAGUGCGCAUCCGGGUAGUGCGGUUAGUGCGGUUAGUGCGGUUAGUGGGGUGAGCAGUGCUACCGCGGGGGGAGGCAGUGGGGGUGGGGGGGUGAGUAGUGCGGGGAGUUCGCCGAGCAGUGGGGCGGCGCCGAUGGUGGCGUCGGGGUCCGGGUCCGGGUCGGCGUCGGGGAGGGAUUUGCGCUCGCAGGGGGAGGAUGCCAGGGCGAUUGGCGUGUUGAAUAAGAAUUUCUUUUGAGUGUGUGUGAGAUGGGGGUUGUGGAGGGGGGUUGGAUGGGUGGGUGUGGCUGGAUGGGUGGGUGUCUGGAUGAACGUGUCUGGAUGAGUGUGUCUGGGAGGAAAGUAUUCAAC
This is a messenger RNA of Chaetomium fimeti, 2022 nucleotides long. Its product is annotated as Gti1/Pac2 family-domain-containing protein. Lineage: Eukaryota; Fungi; Ascomycota; Sordariomycetes; Sordariales; Chaetomiaceae. The coding region runs from base 152 to 1909 and encodes 585 amino acids. The record is from RefSeq and is a predicted model, not a curated record. The transcript has a single exon. Gene Ontology annotation, molecular function: DNA binding.